ACAAGAUCUCCGUUGUCUUGGCACGCAUUGGGGAAAUACGACUGGUUCUGCUGCAGGUGGAAAUGCUGGGCUCAACGCCCGUCUCGUUUCAGGGCUUGGGCUGAAACCGAAUACACAGCUUUCUCACAAGACUCUGGGUCCCCUUGCCCCUGCUCUGGGGGCAAGGGGAAACUCUUGAAAGCGGGGAGCAUCCUCCCCAUCUGAAAGGGCCCUUGAUUGGGUGGAAGCCAAGCUAUAGGCUUUUUUCUUUCUUUUCUCCUGGAGAUUGUUCUGCAACGACAGACAAUGCCGUGAACAUUAGCAGUGCUUCCCGCUCACCAGCCCUUCAAACCGCACCUCAGGGAAUUUAAUAGAGAGGGCAGCGGCCACCAGGGGACUUGCCAUGGCUGGGAGUGGAUAUACAGACCUAAGAGAAAAGCUCAAAUCGAUGAUGCCUUACCGGGACAGCUACAAGAGCAGCAGCAGCGGCGGCAGGCGGGAUCCUGCAGAAUCCCCCUACGGGGCUGGGGGGGCAGCUGCCGAGCGCAAGCGCAAGCACCAUGACGACUCCGACUCCGAGCCCACCGACUCUGAAGAGCCCCAGAGGGAGGAGGAAGAGGAGGAAGAGGCCCAGAAAGUCAAAAGCGGCAUCAGGCAGUUGCGCCUGUUCAGCCCUGAGGAAUGUGUCAAGAUUGAAGCGCGUAUCGACGAAGUGGUCUCCAGGGCUGAGAAGGGCCUCUAUAAAGAUCACACAGUGGAUAGGGCCCCGCUCCGGAAUAAAUACUUCUUUGGGGAGGGUUACACGUACGGGUCUCAGCUGCAGAGGCGAGGCCCUGGCCAGGAGCGGCUGUACCCGCGCGGGGAAGUGGAUACCAUUCCUGAGUGGGUUCACGACCUUGUCAUUCGCAAGCUGGUGGAACACCGGGUCAUCCCUGAGGGCUUUGUGAACAGUGCGGUGAUCAAUGACUACCAGCCUGGAGGCUGCAUAGUCUCCCACGUGGACCCCAUCCACAUCUUUGAGAGGCCAAUUGUGUCUGUGUCGUUCUUCAGUGACUCAGCACUCUGCUUUGGCUGCAAGUUCCAGUUCAAGCCAAUCAGGGUCUCUGAGCCAGUCUUCUUCCUGCCUGUGAGAAGGGGGAGUGUCACUGUACUCAGUGGCUACGCAGCUGACGAAAUUACGCACUGCAUUCGACCACAGGAUAUCAAGGAGAGGAGAGCAGUGAUCAUCCUUCGGAAAACCAGACUAGAUGCUCCCCGGCUGGAGACACGAUCCCUGAGUAGCUCUGUGUUGGUACCUGGCUACGCUUCGGACCGUCUGUCGGGGAGCAAUAGGGACCCCAUCCUGAAGCCAAAGAGGUCCCACCGCAAAGCAGACCCUGAUGCAGCUCAUCGACCUCGAAUUUUAGAAAUGGAUAAAGAGGAGAACAGGCGCUCAGUCCUCUUGCCGAAACACCGGAGGCGGAGUCAUUUCAGCUCUGAGAACUAUUGGCGAAAGUCUUACGAGUACACAGAAGACUUUGAUGAAGAGGAGGAGGAGGACGGGAGUCCAGCACGGAAAGUGAAAAUGAGGCGGCAUUGAGGAAUUCUUUUACACCCCCCCUCCUUCCCCAGUCUUAGAGGUGAUGAGACUGGCCUUCAGGCUGUGAAAUUGGAUCUUUCCCCUCCUCUUCCUCCUCUUGCCCCUUUCUUGGUUAUUUCUUGUUUAGCUUCAAGUUUAUAUUGCCCCUCCUCUUCCUGUUUUAUCUUGAAAAAGAGCUGAAACAAAUCUUCCUUCCUUCCUUCCUUCCUUCCUUCCUUCCUUCCUUCCUUCCUUCCUUCCUUCCUUCCUUCCUUCCUUCCCCAUGCUGACUAGGAUGUAUGUGGUACCACCUGCCUGCUUUCUCCGGGCAGGUGGCUGUGCCUCAUAGCAGAGGCAGCUUUUUUUUUCUUAAGAGGAAAAAAGCUACGUUGUUCCAUCAGGCGUUGGGCUGGAGCAGAUUUUGAAGAUGCCAAAAAGUGAUGUGUUUGAGUUUGCUGAGGGGUUGGAGAUUUCCCUCUGCUCUGAUGCUGCCGCUGCUUCUUCGGAAGGCUCCCAACGCAGCACUUUCACACCGCCAUGGACGUGGCAAAGUCCCUCUCCUUUGCCCCCCUGCUCCGUCUUGCACCAAAGGGCUCCAGAGAGUUUCCAAUGCUGACUCUUGUGUGAAUUUUUCUCCUGCGGUGUUGAAAAGCUGCUUUCCUCCAGCCACUGGAAGUCCGAGCCUCGCCAGCUCCUCUUGACGACACCGGGUGGCAAAGCGCAUAGGACAUGUUGCACUUUAGUGUCAGGGUUUGUUCCCCUCCCCCCGUUUUCUGUGUCCUGUUCAAUGCCAUAUUGUUUCCCUGCCCCUGACUUGCUUGGGCUAGCAAGCACCUGUGUUUUCCUGCGCUGCUGCUAAGAGUUUAGUCUGUUUUCUUUCUGUGAAGGAUACUCAGCAGUUCCCCCUUUGGGCUGCUGCUCGAGGGCUCACUGAGGGAGGGGGGCGCUUGGCCAGAAACCCCAGGUUCUGCUGAACUCUUCACCCUGACAGCACCGGACGCAAUGCACGGGCCGGAAUUCCAGCGUCUGUCUUGCCUGCGUGCAAACCUCUCAAUCACAGAGGUUGCUCUGCAGAUCUUCUCUUCGUGCAUUGAGCCCAGUAGAGUGACCUGCUGAGUUUGGUCUCUUCCCCGUCCUCAUGGCCAUAUUUUAGCAAAGAAUUUUACUAUUACCGCUGUUGCUUCUGAGACUGGAAGGUCAACCUUAGGCUGCUAUUCUUAAAGGCAGGUGGCCAGGUAUUACAGAGCAUUGAUAUCUCAGAGGUGGCAGGGAUCCUUGGUGGAGUGAUUCUCAGCCGUUGGCUCUGUUGCGUUGGGCUGUUUCCUGGUGAAGAAGGCUGGAGUGGCCAGUUAGCACCGUGCUGGAAACAGGAAGGCUCCUCUGCCCCAGGCGGGAGUAGAGGUUAAGUGGCAUCAUCAGCCCUGUUUUUGCUCCUCUCACUGAUAGUCCUCAUGUCUGAGCCUGCCCACCCCACCUCCCCUCUCAACGUUCAGUGAUUUUUAUUGCCUGUUUUACCUGCAUGAUAAGGUAAUGUUGCCGCCAAAAAGUUAAACAUCUGGCCUUGCUUAGCCUCAGACUGAUGGAGUUGUCAGUUGGGAAAUUAGGCCAGAACAGCAUUCUUGCUCUUAAGGAGCAACUUUGAUUAUUGUUGCCCUGUUCUGCUCCAGAAGUAGAGAUAGCUUUCAUUUUCCUUUCUUUUUCUUUUUUUAUAUGAUCUAAAUACCUGCUGAUAAAUAUUCUGAUACACUCAUGAGACGUGAGGAGGUUCUCCUCCUGCUUUCUGUCUCCUGGGCAGAUAGCAAAGUUUGUCCCACUGGGGAGCAGCUGUGGUUGCAGCAGUGCCACGACGUGGGACUACAGGUGGUUUUAAGCAGCCCGUGUGCCUCCUCCUGUUAAUUGCAUGGCCAGCGCUAUUUGCCAGGGAGCCGGGGAAGCUGUUGGGAGCAGGGAUUCAACCUUCUCCUCCUGGGUACCUGUAUAGGGAAGUGGAGCAGAACACCUCCUCACCCACCGCUGGCAGGUCCUGAAAUAGCCUGAUCGGCAGCUUAUGGCCGGUGUAGGAUUUGGUAUCCCAGAAUACAUUCAGCUAUUUACACUUUUGUAGUUGCAGAGGGCAUGGAAUGGCCAGUUUGGAGUUUGGAGUAAAGGUUUGGCCUUUCAGUGUUUUGGACCACCGGGGCUUUAAUAAAUGGGGAGGUGCUGUGAAGCAUCACGCGGCUCCCGUCUCUGUCGAGCAGCCUCAGCCAACCCUGCACCUUUUGGUGGUUCUGGCCCAGCAUCUCCUAGGUCCCAACCAGCAUGCAAUCCCAGCCCCUCCAGUAAAAGCGAAAGCUCUCUGUGUGUCCCUCUGCGCUGGGGAUUGUUUGCUUGGUGGCAAGGUUGACUGGAUCUGUGCCCCCACCUGUUUUUGUGUUGCUUUUUUAAUGUUUUGCUUGAGGGUUUCUCAUGGCCAGGGCAAGGUCAGCUGGUGCCAGGCAAGUGUAACAGACUGGAUAGCCUUUGCUGAGAAAGCCUGUGGCAGAAGAAGCGUGUUAGCCUGCUGCUUUAUUUUUAUUUGAUUUUAUUUUUUCUGCCUCCCCCUUAAGCCUUUCCUGCCAGGAAAAAAAAAUGCGUAGGUUGCUUUUCCAAGCAUCUGGUGGACUGUGAUAGAUCUGUUGCCUUAUCUGGUUCUUGCACCUGUUUCAAUGUCAGUUCCAUCUCUCCGGGAGCUCCACCAACAUUGGAGUGUCUGACGUCUGCAUCCCCCAAGGCCUGAUAUUCUUGGAACAUCAUGCAGAUAGUUGAACUGGAGGGGGUCUAUACACAUGCUCUUUCCCCUCCCCAUAGAUGUCCCCCCCCCAUGUUGGUUGACCUGGUUGUAAGAUGCAGACCGAUGGGUUUAAGGGAACACUCCAUUCUCUGAGUUGGAAAAUCUUCAAAGGAGGACUGAAAUCCUUGUUUUAGUGCUGUUAGUGUGAGGUUUAAGAAGGGCCUUCCUGGAAAAGGAUCCUGCCUUAGCCCAUCAAUCACACCCAAACUGUUUUGAAACCUGGAAUUGGCACAACUGGGGUCUCUUUUCCAGUGAUUAGCUGGUUUGGUUUUUCCCAGUGGUGUCGAACCUGAGUCAGAGGGCAAGCAUUUUUAUUUGCUUUAAAAUGCACCUGGGUUUUCUCUCCCUGCACCACCCCUUUCCUUCCAAGCACACACUUUAAAAUAAAGUUCUGGCUGACUUUUUGUGUUUUUUAAAUAAAAAAAAAAAUCUAAUUGUUUUGUUACAAAUAAAAUAAGUGGCAAUAUUUUUUUCGGUAAUUUUUCAUAGGAAAAAGUGUGAUUUGUAAACAAAUUGUACAGUUCUGAAGUUUGGGAUACAUAAAAUAACUGUACUGAGUGGCACGCUGUAAAUGGGGUGGGGGGAGGGGAGAGAUUAUUUUCCGUACAGUGUAUUUGGGGAGAAAUCUUUUAAUUCGGGUUGAUUUAGGAAGAAAUAUAGUUCCCUGUCAGGGGGUUGAAUUUUUUUUUUUUCUUGUAUAGAAUGCUGCAUUUAACUAAAUAAAAGCUGAAAGCACCACUUGAUUGAGUUCAGUGUU
Molecule: messenger RNA, 5103 nt
Organism: Python bivittatus (Burmese python)
Lineage: Eukaryota; Metazoa; Chordata; Lepidosauria; Squamata; Pythonidae
Source: RefSeq, a predicted model, not a curated record